AUGACAACGGAAUCGCCAUUUAAAUCGAAUAUUUUGGAAAAACAAGUUGCACUUGUUACAGGAGGUUCGAGUGGAAUUGGUUUAGAAAUCUGUCGACAUUUGGGUAAACAUGGGUGCAGCGUUGUGAUGAUGGGACGACGGGCAGAAAUGCUUCGAUUAGCUGAGAAAAGUUUAGCAGAAGAAGGUAUUCGAGCAACAGGGGUUCAAGGCGAUGUUCGCAUACCUGAAGACGGUGUUAACGCCGUGAAAUCGGCUGUAGACAAAUACGGUCGACUAGAUGUUUUAAUUAACGGUGCAGCGGGAAAUUUCCUGUGUGCUGCAGAAAACCUCUCUCCAAAAGGUUUCAAAACAGUUAUGGAUAUUGACACACAAGGGACCUUCAAUAUGUGUCACGCAGCUUUUCCUGAAUUGCGCAAGAGUCCAAAUGCAAAUAUAAUUAAUAUUAGUGCAACUUUUCAUUAUGCUGCAAUGUGGUAUCAAACUCAUGUUUGUGCGGCUAAAGCAGCAAUCGAUGCCCUGACACGAUCAUUGGCUCUCGAAUGGGGCGAAUAUGGUAUUCGUGUCAAUGGUGUUGCACCAGGACCUGUUGCAGACACGGCUGGCUUUUCCAAAUUAGGUGGAUCGUUAUUAGAUGCGGAUAAUCCUGAUAAUCCGUUAGUAGCAUCCAUUCCUUUGAAACGAAUCGGCACAAAAUGGGAUGUUGCUAUGUCUGUCCUUUAUCUUUGUUCGACAGCUGGUCAAAACAUAACUGGAAGUAUAUUGGUUAAUGACGGUGGCAACUGGCUGCACAAGCCUCAGAUUCUCGAUCGUGAAACAGUACAAAGUUAUUCUCGUUCUAUUGAAAAGAAAAGUCGCCAAGAAGGUAUUGCAACAACUUCCAAACUGUAA
This is a messenger RNA of Adineta ricciae, 888 nucleotides long. The record is from the annotation of a GenBank genome assembly. NCBI's taxonomy places the organism in Eukaryota, Metazoa, Rotifera, Eurotatoria, Adinetida, Adinetidae.